Harmonia axyridis is the source of this 2052-nucleotide messenger RNA. It is a transcript of the gene l(3)mbn, whose product is annotated as protein lethal(3)malignant blood neoplasm 1. The record is from RefSeq and is a predicted model, not a curated record. Gene Ontology annotation, molecular function: structural constituent of chitin-based larval cuticle. The transcript has 4 exons. Gene Ontology annotation, cellular component: chitin-based extracellular matrix. The coding region runs from base 219 to 1601 and encodes 460 amino acids. Lineage: Eukaryota; Metazoa; Arthropoda; Insecta; Coleoptera; Coccinellidae.
UGUAAUAUUGUUUCUAUUUAUACAAUUAAUGAUAAUUGAUGGUUCAUACAUAUUCUUUGGGUGACCAAGGUGGGGACUAGAUGAAAUGUCUAUAAACAUCGUGUCAUACAAGAGAUUACUGAAGAAGUCACUACACAAGUUUGGCAAUACGGUCAUAAAUGCGAUAUCGUCUCUUCAAACAAUAGAUCAUCGAUAGUGGGUGAUCAGUUAGUUGAGUAAUGGAGUACAAGUUAUUUGCAGUUCUAGUAUUAGCCAUUCUCCUGAUUGACUUAACAAAUGGAAGGACUAAAGAUCCGGACGAGGACAGAGCAUAUGAGUUUGGAUUCACCAUAGAAGGCAUGCAGCAUAGGCACGAAAAAAAAGAUGUAAAUGGAAUAAUACAAGGGGAGUUUGGAUUUAUUACUGCUGAUGGUGUAUACCAUGUUACUGUUUACGCUACUGAUGAGAAUGGAAAUUUCAGAAUACUGAGUAUGAAAAACAUCAAAGUUAGUCCACCUUUGGAUGGAUCGCCAGACUAUGGUUCAACAAAAUACUCUCCUGUUCCAAAAGGAGGUCAAUCUCAGUCCCUCCAACCUGUGCAAGUACAAAAAAGAACAGAUGUUUCAACAACUCGAGCUCCAAAUAGAGCAUUCACUACCCAACCUACAUUAAAACCUGCCUGCGCUGGUUGUGGGUAUGUAACAACCAGUAAGCGACCACCUUUGUCUAAUGGUCAAAAUGGGAUCUAUCAAAGUGGUGGAAUUAGCUCUGGACAACCACCGAAAUUCUCUGCUGACGCUGCUGGUUUUAAUACUGGAGCUCCAGGUUCCAGUUUUGGAGCUCCUGGUUCCAGUUUCGGAGCACCUGGUUCCAAUUUCGGAGCUCCUGGUUCCAGUUUUGGAGCUCCUGGUUCCAGUCUUGGAGCUACUGGUUUUGGCAGUUCUGGACCAGGUUCAGGAAGUCCUCAAUCUUUGAAUAAUGGUUUAAUUCCUCCAGCAUUUGGAAGCCCAGGACAAGCCCAAAACAGUGGAAUUAACAGUGGUUCAAAUCCCCAGACACCUCAAGUUUCUAAUUCAGGAUAUCCUUCUUCUUUACCAGGAAGCUCCUCCCCACAAUUACCUUCGAGUGUUUCCUCCUACUCUGACUCCUUCAGCAAUCCACAAAACAACCAAAACGAUGUCUUUGGAGCUCCAAAAGGCAACCAACAUUCUUCACAAAUCACCUACAGAAAUCCUGAUCCUCCUGUUAAAGUUACUGAUGGUGUUAUUAAAGUUCCUGGUAAUCCUGAUAUACCAAUUAAGGAUAAAUACCCAGGUAUGGUUGAAGGUCUUCCUGCAGGAAUAAUGGAGAAGGACAUCACAGACAUCCUUUACCGAUUCAACUGGACUGUUGGAUUCCAAGGUCACUAUGAAACAGGGUACAAGAAUGGUGCUAAAAUUGGUGGAUACUUUGUUAAUGGUAGUGAUGGUAUCAGUAGAGUUGUCACUUAUGUAGCUGAUGAAUUUGGGUAUAGACCGAAAGUUAGGAUCAUAAACAUAGGAUUGGAUUCUCCUGAUACUCCUAAGGAUGACAAGACUUUCACUUUGAAGAGUUUUGAGUUUGUGUGGUAUCCUGUUAAAUGAGAAAUUUAAUGAUGCACUUACUGAAACUAUUAUUUCUUCAGAUGUGACAUCUUAAUGAUAUGUAAUGUGUCUUUAUUACUAAUUUAUUCUUGCAUUAUGUUCAAGAACAUGUAAAUAUUUAUUGAACCAUGAGUUCCUUUGAUUUAUUAUUUCAAAGGAACAAAUUUACUUCUAAAAAAAUUAAAAAAAGGAAAAAUCGAGUUUCCCAUCAUUGAGUGUAAGAGAUAAGUUGCUUUGAAAUAUUGAAUUUCAUUUAGAACAUUGGAGAAAUUUGGCAUGCACAAAAAGAAUAAUUCCUAUAUAGCAUUAUUGUUACAAUCAUCCAAAAACUUGCACAGAAGUGUUUGAAAUAACAGCUUUUCUGAAAAAUCGAUUAUCACCUCUGAAUUAUGUAAAAACAUUCAAUUUCGUAGAUCAAUAUAUCUAUCUAUUCAUGAUCGAUGGUGAAAAA